CUUGAUAACGUUAUACUUUACUAUGCAAUCUAGAUUAGUACCCUCUGUAGUACACAUGGAUGUUUGUCCGUCAUGGUCGCAGUUCUUGUCGUUCGGCACUCCACCGUCUCGUCACAGCAUGGCCAUGACGGGGUUGAAGGUCCUGAGCUUCAGAUGGAUUCUCCUGGGUUGCAUCGGUGCCCUUGUUGUGUAUCAGUCGGUCGACGUGUUCCUGAGCUACAGAGCUGCCGCGUCGUCGGCGGCGCUGGCGACGCACAGACGGGCCUUUCGGCCGUUGAAGGCACCCGACGACAACGACCUCUUGCACAUGAACCAGCUCAUGGCGGAUUGCCUGACCAAAGGCGAAGCGAUCAUAUCGUGACGGUAAAUGCAGCCUCCGUUGUGGCGCGAAUCGGCCGCGAAGGACAUGCUUGCCGAGAUCCUGCGUUGCCCGGAAACCGAGGUUUUUCUCCCCGUGGGGAUUCGGUCAUACGGGUACUGCGAAGAUGCCAUGGCUUACGUCAAGUUCCUCGAAAUCGCGCGAUGCCAAACUGGGUAUACGAGGAAGCAUUCCACAUCGACUGUACGUCCACCCGGCAUGACGCCCGUGACCCAACAUGGACUGGUGGGUCCAGGUGCCCACACCGCUCUGUCGUUUUGGAGAUAAACAACACCAGUUGGAGUUGCGCCAUGCGUCGACUGGCCGGCCAAGCAUCCAACGUGGCGCCUACGAGGCGGGCGCAUUGGCAUAAACAAGUGGAACGAUCCCAAGACCUUUUGAGUCGCCCUUGGCAGCCAACAUGAAAGUGCCGCGCUGGGCAAGGCGCUUGCGAUGCAUGUGGAAGGUCUGAAUGGUUUAGCAUGUGGCUGUGUCGACGGUCAAUGCAUCUGUAGCGAGGGCUUUGACGCCGAAACCUAUUGCACGGAAUGGUCAACCAACUACUUUGGACUCAACUGCACGAGGUGUGAAUCGUGCCACAGCCGCGGCAUAUGCAAUGGAGGACUCGACAAACUGCUUGACGUGCAUGAGCGGGUACGUUGGCCACGACUGCUCGAUAUGCCGGCGGUGCAGUCAAGGACGAUGCGAUAAUUCAAUCCGUCCAUAAGCACUUGCGAAUGCGACGCUCGGUGCAGCGGCAUGGGUUGCGAAGUGUCAG
This is a messenger RNA of Aphanomyces invadans, 1136 nucleotides long. RefSeq lists its product as hypothetical. Bases 73 to 783 code for a protein of 236 amino acids. The transcript has a single exon. Lineage: Eukaryota; Oomycota; Saprolegniomycetes; Saprolegniales; Verrucalvaceae. The record is from RefSeq and is a predicted model, not a curated record.